Messenger RNA from Lentinula edodes (shiitake mushroom), 1029 nucleotides. RefSeq lists its product as uncharacterized. The record is from RefSeq and is a predicted model, not a curated record. Lineage: Eukaryota; Fungi; Basidiomycota; Agaricomycetes; Agaricales; Omphalotaceae. Bases 1 to 1029 code for a protein of 342 amino acids. The transcript is spliced from 7 exons.
AUGAACUCUUUUAUAUACUCUGGAUUUGUCGCCUCCUCAUUUCUGUUUUCUUCCAUUCGUGCAACUCAAGUUUCACCGGCUGCGUUGGCAUCCCAAUAUACCCUUACGACUAGCACUUCUCUGCCAUUUCCGACAGAAACUCUUUCUAGCUCGAAUGCCCAAUCAUUAAUCGACUCCGAAUGGUCUCUGAGUAAAGGACACAUCCAGGAUCAAGCAAGCGAUCUCGCCUUUGUUGCAAACCCAUUUCUCGACAGCUCUUCAAAUUCUUCAAGCCCUGUUCUUCAAGUGACAUAUCCAGCAGGAAGCUACUCACAUAAUACUGGCGGGUCUCAAUUUGAAAACUUAUGGAACACAACUGACGGUUCAGCCUUCCAAUCGAUGUCGCUAAGCUACGAGGUUGCUUUUGAUGAGAACUUUGACUGGGUUCUCGGGGGUAAACUCCCAGGACUUAGAGGAGGGACGAAUGCUACAGGAUGUAGUGGAGGGGACGAGCCUACAGGCUUGGACUGCUUCAGUACGCGUUUGAUGUGGAGACCAGAUGGUGCUGGUGAAGUAUACGCGUAUAUCCCUACUACAAGCGCUUUCUGUCAAGAAUCGAAUAUCACUUGUAAUCCUGAUUUUGGUGUCAGCAUUUCUCGAGGAUCUUUCACAUUCGUGAGCGGAGAAUGGAAUCGCGUCACUCUUUUCGUGCAGAUGAACGACCCGGUCACUACUGCUAACGGAGAUCUGCAACUCUACUUUAAUGACCAGCUAGUAAUUUCUAGACAAGACUUGCAAUUCCGGAAAGGUUCCUCUGUUGACAUCGAUGGUCUUUAUUUCUCCACAUUUUUUGGAGGUUCCGACAACUCGUGGGCGACCCCAAAUACCACACACACUUACUAUCGCAACAUGCAACUCUGGGGAGGUGCUAACCCUUCUAAUGCGACUGCAGUGAACUCUACAGUAAACUCCGCUCUCAAGACAAUCAAAUCUUUGGAUUACCUUUUCAUCUUGACAUCUAUACUCGCUACCUGGGGAAUAGUCCUAUGA